UAUUUAUUUGAUUAGUAAAGAUAAGACUUCAACCAUGAUUUGUUUGUUUCCUUCUAGUCGUAUAGUAUGUCUUUUAUGUUGGCUGUUUCUGAUCCUGGCCCUCGUCCUUGGCUACAUCUGGUGGAAGCCAACGAAAGGAGGAACCAAUGCAGACGUCCUGCCGGUCGUUCUCUGGCACGGAAUGGGCGACACCUGCUGCGUGCCCUUCAGCCUGGGUUCCAUUAUGAGCCUGAUUGUGGAGCAGACAAAGGGCGGCUAUGUGCGAUCCCUGGAGAUCGGCGGCAAUGUUGUGCUGGACUGGGAGAGCGGCUUCUUCAUACAUCCCAACGAGCAGGUGGAAUACGUUUGCCAACAACUGCAGCUGGAUGAGCGCCUGGCCAAGGGAUACAACGCAAUCGGAUUCUCGCAGGGCGGCCAGUUCCUGCGCGCGGUGGCCCAACGAUGUCCGAAUCCGCCGAUGAGAACCCUCAUCACCCUCGGCGGGCAGCACCAGGGCAUCUUCGGGCUGCCCAUGUGCCCCACCCUGACCAUACGCUCCUGUGACUACAUAACCAGGCUGCUGGACGAUGCCGCCUACACACCUGAAGUCCAGAGUAAGUUGGUUCAGGCCACCUACUGGCACGAUCCGAUCAUGGAGAACAAAUACCGCCUGGGCAGCACAUUUCUGGCGGACAUUAACAAUGAGCUCAUCAUCAACGAGUUCUACAUUGAGAACCUACGCAAGCUGAAGAAAUUUGUGAUGGUGCAGUUCCUGAACGACACGAUUGUGCAGCCGAAGGAAUCCCAGUGGUUUCAAUACUACACCAGCGGGCAGAACAAAGUCAUCCAGCCCUUUACUGAAAGCAAAGUCUAUGAGGAUUUGGGAUUGAACAAGAUGCAUCGACAAGGAAAACUUGUCUUUCUCGGCGUCGAAGGUGAUCACUUGGCCAUAUCCAAAGCCUGGUUUAUCCAAAACAUAGUUCCUCUUUUACUCGAAAAGUGAGAUGGUACCCAACAAGAACGUAUUGUGACAAAAUAUAGCUUAAAGCCAAGAUCCAGGUUAAACACAUAAUAUAAUGACUUUUUGAUACUUUUAUACAUGUUUAAUUAGAUGUUUAAUAAAUUCAGUUUUGACAUACAAAA
Messenger RNA from Drosophila yakuba, 1122 nucleotides. RefSeq names its product palmitoyl-protein thioesterase 1 (gene Ppt1). Gene Ontology annotation, biological process: receptor-mediated endocytosis; protein depalmitoylation. The record is from RefSeq and is a predicted model, not a curated record. Gene Ontology annotation, cellular component: lysosome. The transcript is spliced from 4 exons. NCBI's taxonomy places the organism in Eukaryota, Metazoa, Arthropoda, Insecta, Diptera, Drosophilidae. The coding region runs from base 35 to 982 and encodes 315 amino acids. Gene Ontology annotation, molecular function: palmitoyl-(protein) hydrolase activity.